Messenger RNA from Cucurbita maxima (winter squash), 640 nucleotides. Its product is annotated as mitochondrial import receptor subunit TOM6 homolog. The record is from RefSeq and is a predicted model, not a curated record. Bases 98 to 262 code for a protein of 54 amino acids. Gene Ontology annotation, cellular component: mitochondrial outer membrane translocase complex. The transcript is spliced from 2 exons. NCBI's taxonomy places the organism in Eukaryota, Viridiplantae, Streptophyta, Magnoliopsida, Cucurbitales, Cucurbitaceae.
UGGGACUCGGCCUUAAACCCACCCCAAGUCGAAAAUCCCAAAUCAGAGUUCUAGGGUUUUAUCGUCGAUUUUCGAUCAUUCCUCUGUUCGGCGAAAAAUGUUUCCAGGAAUGUUUAUGCGCAAGCCUGACAAGGCUGCUGCUCUCAAGCAACUCCGAUCACACGUUGCUAUGUUUGGCGUAUGGGUUGCUGUAAUUCGAGUCACCCCCUAUGUUCUUCACUACCUUUCCGACGAGAAAGAAGAACUCAAGCUCGACUUUUAGUUUGUGACUGGAGCAUGGGGUUAGGUUUUUCAAAUCACAACUUUUUUCUUCUUCUAUUGAUCCCAUGAGGAACAAAAGGAAGGAGGCUCUUCAUCUUUUUCAUUAUUUUUCAUUUUCACCUUUUAUAUUGAAUCAUAGGCCUAUGGGUAAUAUGGCGCGUGAGACUUGAAACCAUUCCAUUAAAUCACAAGUUGGCUAUGGGGCAGAUAAUGUAGGUUGCAUUAUAGGUAGUUGGUAGACUAUGUUAAUGUGAGAUGCAGAUGGCACUGUCCUUCUAUGCAGCCAAAGUUAUUGCCUCAAUUAUUAUUAUAACUUUGUUCCCAUAUUGAACUCUCUAUGAGUAUAAUGAAUUCCCCCUAGCCAAAGUUAGUGAGAUCA